AUGCCCGCUCCCUUCACGGAAAGUGCAAUAAAAGGCAUUGUUAAACCGGAGCAGGUCGGUGAAUGCGUUGUGCGGCGCCUGGUCCCAUAUUUUUUCGACCUCCGGGGCGCCGCCAGCGGCGGCUGUUUCUUUUUGAGCGGCGCAGCCCUGCAGGGGGAUAAAGAUAUUCUUAAAGUCUUGUUUUUUCAAUCCCCUGCCUGCACAACCUGCCGCAUAAAAAAGCGCACGGCCCUAUUUAGCCGCGCGCUUUUUAUUUCAGCAGUGAUUGUCAAUAGCCGGGGUUCUGCACCAGGUAACCGGGCAGGUUGCUGGAACCGUCUAUCUGCGUUUGUGGAAUGGGGAAUAUCCGUUUUUGUUUAUCAGUAUUGGUUUUCUCCGUCCAUGUGCCUUCGUAUUUGCCGAAACGCACCAUGUCCGUACGGCGCUGCGAUUCCCAGUACACGGCGCCGCGGGUGUGCCGGCGGUACGCGCGGCCCUGAUGGCAUUUACGUCGGCGAGGGCGGUGGCGGCAUCUCCCCUUCUCAGUUUGGCUUCCGCGCGCAUGAGGUAUACAUCUGCCAGGCGGACGAUCACGAUGUCAUGCUCGCCGAAGUUCCUGCCGCUCACGGACGUUUUGCUGAACUCGUAUUUAGACACGCGGUAACCGGAGUUAUAGUUGCUGCCGGCGGUGGAAAAGUCCACCUGCUCCUUCAUACAUUUAUACCAUCUGUUCUCAAUACUAUAGAAAUUCAGUAUAAUUAUCACUUAUAUAUUGGUUAUGAUCGUGAUGAUCCGUGUUACAUAAAAAAUACUAGUUCAUCCGAUUUUCGCGUAUACAUCAAAACAAAUGUACUGUAUGGGAUCGAUCAGAGAAUUACUGCUAUUUGGAAUAUAUUAGCAGCUAUUGCCUACAAGGAUGAUUGCGAUUACUUUUAUCCAGCAAAUGAUGAUCUACAAUUACGAACGAAAGGAUGGACAAGCGCAGCAAUUCAAUUACUGCAAAGCUGUGGUGUUGCUAGCAAUUUUGGUAUUGUCGCUUUUCGUGAUAUUAGUGCAUGUGAAUAUCCGACGUUUCAUCUUACACAUAGAAAACAUUUAGACUUACAUGAUGGAAUAUAUUAUCCGUUACCAUCGCAUGGUGCUCAUCAAGAUACUUGGAUCUUUAGUUUGUAUCGUGCUUGGAAUUGUUCCUUUUUUUUGCCACAAUAUCAGUUGAAAAAUCAUGUUGGCCUUUCUGUCAAAACACGUUAUGAUUAUGGUGACGAUAGUAAGAUUACUUUGUGGGUUCGACGUUCUCGAAAGUAUUUAUAUAAUCGUCUAAUGAAUUUUUCAACAACGGAUUAUAAUCAAUCUUCAAUUGAUCUUUCUCAUAUUAACUCUCAUAUUGAAUUAAAAGUACCUUGUUCAAUUGAAGACAAAGAGAAAAUCGAUGCUUCUUUAUUAGCUGAUGCAAACAAAUGA
This is a messenger RNA of Adineta ricciae, 1440 nucleotides long. Lineage: Eukaryota; Metazoa; Rotifera; Eurotatoria; Adinetida; Adinetidae. The record is from the annotation of a GenBank genome assembly.